Messenger RNA from Fundulus heteroclitus (mummichog), 2086 nucleotides. RefSeq names its product G protein-coupled receptor 137 (gene gpr137). Lineage: Eukaryota; Metazoa; Chordata; Actinopteri; Cyprinodontiformes; Fundulidae. The record is from RefSeq and is a predicted model, not a curated record. The transcript has 7 exons. Gene Ontology annotation, cellular component: lysosomal membrane. Gene Ontology annotation, biological process: positive regulation of TORC1 signaling. The coding region runs from base 399 to 1535 and encodes 378 amino acids.
GUGAACUUCAACAUGAGCGCUUCCUUUGGGAAAAGUAACCCAAGAAAGGAAGCAAACUUGUCGAUGUGCCACUCACAACAUGGCGGACUCACACCGGUUCGCGUCACAGAAGCCCCGCCCCUCAGACGUUACACACGGAAACAAGGGAUUACCGUCGUCGGCAGCUCAUCCUCCAGCUCCGUGUUCACCUGAGGGGGGAAAGGGGGCUGCUGUUGUUGUCGUCAGUUCGGUACCGACGAGUCAAAUUCGGAUUAUUUUUACGAGGCUUGUGAAGACGCGACUGAUGUGCGGAAGUGGGAAGACGUAACGUAGAUCCUCUCUGCACGCCCAGCAGGCAGAUAAGCUCCAGAGCGUCUGCGCGACCAUGGCCGCUCACUGAUCCCGCCGCCGCCGCUCCGAUGGGGGCUCCGGUCAGCGCCUCCCCCCCGACCCCCCUGCACCCCGCCGUGGACCCGUCCGUCCAGCUCGGCUUCACGGCCCUCUACACCGCCCUGUACGCCGGCCUCUUCCUGGCCGUGUACGCGCAGCUCUGGCUGCUCUUCGUCUACAAGCACAAGCGCUGGAGCUACCAGAGCCUCUUCCUCUUCCUCUGCCUGCUGUGGGCCGGCCUGCGCACCACGCUCUUCUCCUUCUACUUCCAGAACACGGCGGAGGCCAACCGCCUGCCCGCCGCCGCCUUCUGGCUGCUCUACUGCUUCCCCGUCUGCCUGCAGUUCUUCACCUUCAGCCUCAUCAACCUCUACUUCACGCAGGUUUUGCUGAAAAUCCGCGACACCUUCGGCUCGGCGACGGACAGGAAACUGCGGCUGGCCCAGUUGGGCUACGGCGCCAUGAGCCUCGUCUUCCUGUGCAUCAACGUGACGUGCGCCGCCCUGGGGGAGCGGGGCAGCAGUGGGGAGAAGGGGAAGCGCACCUGGAAGCUGGUCUUGGUGCGGGUCAUCGUCAACGACCUGCUUUUCAUCCUGGACGCCGUGCUGCUGGCCGCCGUGCUGCUGCUGCUGACCCGCCACCCCCGCUCCUUCGGCCCCUACCUCAUGAGCAAGGGGACCACAGUGUGCCGCACCGCAGCCCUGGGAGCGGCGGCCAUCUUCCUGUUUUUCAGCCGGGCCUGCUACAACCUGACGGUCCUCUUCCUGUCCCAGAGCUAUAAGGUGGAAUCCUUUGACUAUGACUGGUACAAUGUGUCUGACCAGGCUGACUUGCACAGCGAACUCGGCGACAGAGAGUACCUGGCCUUCGGCGCCAUCCUCUUCAUCUGGGAGCUGCUCCCCACCAGCCUGCUCGUCCUCAUCUUCAGAGUGCGCCGGCCCGCUCAGGAGGCCAGCAGCCUGGACAUCAACAACAGGGCUCUGCCCCGCCCGUAUUUCUUCGAUGACCCUGAAGGCAGCGACGACGAAAUACCUGCUCCGUGGGCUCACGCCGCCGAUCAGAACCAAAGCUGGUACGGAUCAGAGACCGCGCCCCUCCUGUUUGCCAACAACCCCGCAGAGCAGAGCCACCAGCACCACUCCUUCUACUCCACCCCUCAGAACUGAAGCCAGUCGUCUCGGUGGGACGGAGGGACGGGGACCCCCGUGUGCAGCCACCGCUCUGCGGCUUAAUUUGCACUGAUCACCUCAGGGAAGCUAAGAAGAUGCACCUUGUAGUUAUUUUUAAAGAGAGUACAUCUACUGACUAUUUCUCGAUGUAAAGGGAGAAGACGUAAAUUACGUGACCUAGCCAGCUCCAUGCAGGUCAGACAAGCAUUAUUUGCAUAUUACAGGAGCUAAGCCGACUCUUUAAUCCAGGAGAUGUCCCGUUUAGCUUCAUCUACAUUCCUGAAUGGACUCAAACCAGCGUUGCUCAUGAGAGAAAAACUGCCAUUCCUAUAAUUUAAUCUCCAUCCUUAGUAUUGCUGCAGCUAUUAAGUGUUUAAUUUCUGUUUCUGGGGAAAUAAGCUCCUGCAGCAUUUGUUUAGUUGUUUGUUUUUUUUAUAGUUGAUUUUGGUUCUUCUCCUGUUCUUCAUGUGUUUUAUUGGUUGUUUUUAAGUUAUUUAUGUCUUUGCCCGGAGCUAAAAUAAAUGCUUCAUUAAUGCCUCAUGUGAAAA